Messenger RNA from Polypterus senegalus (gray bichir), 1716 nucleotides. It is a transcript of the gene tmed6, whose product is annotated as transmembrane p24 trafficking protein 6. NCBI's taxonomy places the organism in Eukaryota, Metazoa, Chordata, Cladistia, Polypteriformes, Polypteridae. Gene Ontology annotation, biological process: Golgi organization; intracellular protein transport; endoplasmic reticulum to Golgi vesicle-mediated transport. The transcript is spliced from 5 exons. The record is from RefSeq and is a predicted model, not a curated record. Bases 258 to 983 code for a protein of 241 amino acids. Gene Ontology annotation, cellular component: Golgi apparatus; endoplasmic reticulum-Golgi intermediate compartment; endoplasmic reticulum.
ACUGAUAUGUCUGAUCUUUCUUAAUUGAUGCAAUUUGAUACAAUUAAAAAUAGUAGCCUACUGUUUCUAUUUAAACUUCUCAUGUACCUAAUCUGUUUUUCCUAUUCUAAUUUUGCAGUCAGAAUGACAAUUCAAUGUAAAAUCUCUUGUUUUAUUACAGAGUUUCAAAGAACAGUGGUCAAUUUUUGAUUUUCAUAUUUUACUUUUUUUUAUAGAUCUCGAAUUGACAAUUAAAAAAGACUGGACACAAGCACUAAAUGCUAAUGAGGAGAAGCUAUUUCAAUAAGAUCAUUGGCAGCACUGGCUGGUGUCAGAAGUCGGAACCCUUGGCUGGUACAGGAGAUGAGCCCUUGUUCAGGGGAGCAGAUCAGUAUGAUUUCUCGAUUGUACUACCGGCAGCAGGACGUGAGUGUUUUUGGCAUUUUGCACAUCAAAGUGGCCACUUUUACUUCAGUUAUGAGAUUCAGUGGGUGACCGGAAUUGGAAAAGAAAGACAAGUCACUGCCUCAGUCCACUCACCCAAUGGAUUUCUUUUGGGAACUUCUCAAGAUUAUCGAGGACAAAUUAAUUUUCAAACUAGACAGACAGGAUUCUAUCAGAUCUGUAUAAGCAACUUUCACAAUCACUUUGGGUCAAUGCAGAUUUUCCUUGACUUUGGAGUCGUUUAUGAUGGUUUUGGCUUUGAAGAUGUAAAACAGCAGCAAGAGCAGGAAAAGAAAAUAGUCAAUGACACGCUGGAUGCAAUCAAGGAAAGUACAUUCAAGUUGCAUAAUUACGUUUUCCAUAUGUGGCGGUACUACAAUUUUGCACGAAUGCGGAAAGGUGCCGAUUAUUACCUUGUGCUCUCCAACUACAACUAUGUGAACUGGUGGUCUCUGUGUCAGAGCCUGGUCAUUGUCUUAGCUGGUGUGCUGCAGCUUUACUUCCUGAAGCGCCUUUUCCAUACAAAAACUGUGACUGACAGCAACAAGCCCAGGUGUUGACAGGACUUUGUCUUCAGAAAUUGCUCAGCAGUCAGACUAGAUAAUCCGUGAUAUUUAAGUAAAUUAGAGCACACUUUAGCUUGAUGUGGCCCCUUUCAUUUAUUUUUCCUUCAUAAAUUCAUAAAACUAAAUACAUUCAUUUUAAGGGAUCUCUCCCAUAUUAUAUAUCUCUAUAUCUAUCUAUAUAAUAUAUACACACACACACACACUCCAGCUUACCCAGUCUUGCUGCAAGUUUUAUUUAAUUAGAUAAAAAUUUUAGUAGGUUCAAGUUUAAAGAGCAAAAAUAUGUAAUUGAUUUCUAAAACUGGCAGGUCAAGUGACUUCUGAUGUAUGUACUUGGCGAUUCAUAAUUAAUUGAAAGUCCAAUUUAAAAAAAUAAGUGUAGUGAUAAGCUCAUUUUGGAAUUUAUUUUUCUGCUUCCAGUUUAAUAGCUUGCCUCUCAAUGAACAUCUAUUUCUUUUUCUAAACACACUGCAUACUUGUAAAUUAACAGAAUCAACCAAAUUUACUUCAGAGAGGCACUUAAGUAUUCCAAAUUUUGUCAUUGGAGUAACCAGUAAUGUAUCUUAAUUUAGAAAAAAAUCUUUUGAGCAUAUUUUUUAAAAAACAUCUGAAUUGAGCUUAAUGUUAGAAAGUGACAAAAACAUGUCAACUUUCUCUGAAAAGCCGAGGGUUUCGGAAACUAAUACUGGUGAAAUUGGUAAAGCAGACAAAUGACAAGCAUUUUCAA